Molecule: messenger RNA, 2305 nt
Organism: Amblyraja radiata (thorny skate)
Lineage: Eukaryota; Metazoa; Chordata; Chondrichthyes; Rajiformes; Rajidae
Product: L-lactate dehydrogenase B chain-like
Exons: 8
Coding region: 271-1254 (327 amino acids)
Biological process (GO): pyruvate metabolic process; lactate metabolic process
Molecular function (GO): L-lactate dehydrogenase (NAD+) activity
Source: RefSeq, a predicted model, not a curated record
CCUUUCUGGCGCUGCCGUGUGAACAGCCUCAGUGACCUGUACGUUUGACAGCCUCAGUGACCUGUAUGAAGCGCUCUUCCUCCCGUGUAUCAAAGUCCAUUGCCUAGAGAGUGCGAGCGAGGUUGGACUGAGCCUUGGACGCAGCUUUGGGAAUAGUUUUGAAGGGGGAAACGAGAAGGUUGCGAAGACAAACACUCGCUGAAAGGUGGAGAGGACGUCAAGUCAAAACAGAUUUCUGAUCUUUUGAAGUUGACAGCACAAUUAAAGACGAUGAGCAUGCAAGAUGAUCUGUUCAAAGUGAUAGUCCCACCAGUGUCUGUCAAACCUUCUUCAAAGCUCUCAAUAGUGGGCGCUGGGGAAGUUGGCAUGGCAUGUGCUGUUAUCAUUGCACAGAAGAGUUUAGCCGACGAGUUGGUCCUUGUCGAUAGGCACGCGGACAGACUUAAGGGGGAAUCAAUGGAUUUGAUGCAUGGUAGUCUGUUUAUGAAAUGCAGAAUAAAAGCUGAUACAGAUUUUAAAGUUACGCAAGAUUCUAAAAUUUGCAUUAUCUGUGCUGGUGUGCGGAUGAAAGGACAAAAACCUGAUGCAAAUCAGCUAAAGGACAAUGUUGCUCUCUACAAGGAGAUAAUCCCUCAAUUGGCUAAGCACAGUCCAUCUGCCAUUUUGCUGAUCGUCUCUCAGCCAGUGGAUCCAUUGACCUAUGCUGCCUGGAAACUGAGUGGAUUUCCAAAGAAUCGUGUUAUUGGCGUUGGCACUAACUUGGACAAUGCAAGACUUCGGUUUUUACUUAGUGCAGAGUUGAAAAUUUUUCCAGCAAAUAUCCAUACCUCUAUUGUGGGUGAACAAGGAUAUGGAAGUGUUCCAGUUUGGAGUGGCACAAACGUGGCCGGUAUUAAGCUAAAGGAUGUGGCUGUCCACAUGUCAAAGAACCAUGGAGAUGCAUUUCAUAAAAAGGUCAUCGACAGUGGACAAGAAGUCAUCAGGCUGAAAGGAUGCAUUUCUUGGGCAAUGGGUCUUAGUGUGGCGAAUAUUGUGAAUGCGAUUGUGAAAAAUCUCAAGGCCAUCCAACUCGUGACCACAAAUGCAAAAAAUGAGCACGGCAUCAAAACCGACGUCUUCCUAAGUCUCCCCUGCAUUCUGGGUGCCACGGGAGUGUGCGGAAUCAUACGGCAGCAGCUCGACGAAGACGAGGCGAGACAGCUGAGAUGCGGAGUGGAAAAUCUCACAAAGGCUCAGUGCGAAAUUGGACUUUGAAGAAAAUGCCCAGUGCUGGUUCUCUUCACACUGUUUGACCAUUGUUAAAACAUAUUUGGUUGUCUUAUCAAAUAUGUACAUUAGUCACCUCGUUUGCUGGCUGGUAAUUACAUGAAAAUUAGAUUUCAUCUUAUAUAGAGUUAAAUGAAACCAAAUAACUGAUAAAAUGCAAAUCAAUAUCACAACUAUGUAAUGUGAACUUAUAGAUGGGAAAGGUUUUGAGGAAUAUGGGUCAAACAUGGACAGACGGGACCAGCUAAGAUGGGCAUCAUGGUUGGCAUUGACAAUUGGGUUGAAGGUCCUGUUUCUGUGUUGUAUGAUCAUCCAUGUUACAACUGAAAAAAGACACAAAGUGCUGGAGUAACUCAGCGGGUUAGGCGGCAUCUCUGGAGAACAUGGAUAGGUGGCCUUUCAGGUUUGAACCCUUCUUCAGACUGAUUGUUGGAGGGGGGAGGAAGCAGGAAGAGAGAACCUGCCAUUCUUUGUUCUUUGCAGGAGAAAGUGUGGCAGGUAGAAGGUGAAUACAGGCGUGAGAGGGGGGGUGGGGUUGAUCGGCAUAGUUGAAAAGAGAGAAGGUACGAGACAAAAGGAUUGAAGACUUACAAAGUGUGAAGCUAGAGGAAGGAAUGUACGGUGAAAUGGGAGGAGGAGGAGGGGAGAAACAGGUGCGAUUCCAGGGAGGAUACCUAUCUAUGUUUUCCACAGAUGCUGCCCGACCCACUGAGUUACUCCAGCACUCUUUUGUUUUGAAAACCUGCUCUACAAUCCUUUGUUUCUACAUGUUAAAACUGAAGCAUAGAGGAAGCCUAGGGAUUACUAGUAAAGAAAAACUAGGAAGCAAUGAAUAGAUAAAAGUUCAUUAACCUCUGGUAGAGACCUGCAGCUACACAAACAAUGAGUUAACCAUAAAUAAAUUAGAAAUGAGCAGUGUCAGAACUUGGUUACUAUAUACCAAAAUGUAUUAGAGAAUGAAUAGUCAGCCACUCAUUUCUGUCAAUGUAAUAGAAUACAAUUUUUAUUUUAAAUCUUUCAGAAUAAAAAUAUACUAAAC